AUGUCUGCGCCUCAGCUCUUGACUGUGAGCCUGGAAGCCCCAGCCAGUGCCCAGUGUCACACUGUAGCCCCAGCCAGUGCCCAGUGUCGCACUGUAGCCCCAGCCAGUGCCCAGUGUCACACUGUAGCCCCAGCCAGUGCCCAGUGUCGCAUUGCAGCCCCAGCCAGUGCUCAGUGUCACACUGUAGCCCCAGCCAGUGCCCAGUGUCGCGCUGCAGCCCUAGCCAGUGCCCAGUGUCGCACUGUAGCCCCAGCCAGUGCCCAGUGUCGCACUGUAGCCCCAGCCAGUGCCCAGUGUCGCACUGUAGCCCCAGCCAGUGCCCAGUGUCGCGCUGCAGCCCUAGCCAGUGCCCAGUGUCGCACUGUAGCCCCAGCCAGUGCCCAGUGUCGCACUGUAGCCCCAGCCAGUGCCCAGUGUCGCAUUGCAGCCCUAGCCAGUGCCCAGUGUCGCACUGUAGCCCCAGCCAGUGCCCAGUGUCGCGCUGCAGCCCUAGCCAGUGCUCAGUGUCACACUGUAGUUCCAGCCAGUGCCCAGUGCUACACUGCAGCCCUAGCCAGUGCCCAGUGUCACACUGUAGCCCCAGCCAGUGCCCAGUGUCACACUGUAGUUCCAGCCAGUGCCCAGUGCUACACUGCAGCCCUAGCCAGUGCCCAGUGUCGCACUGUAGCCCCAGCCAGUGCCCAGUGUCGCACUGUAGCCCCAGCCAGUGCCCAGUGUCGCACUGUAGCCCCAGCCAGUGCCCAGUGUCUGCGCUGCAGCCCUAGCCAGUGCCCAGUGUCGCACUGUAGCCCCAGCCAGUGCCCAGUGUCGCAUUGCAGCCCUAGCCAGUGCCCAGUGUCGCACUGUAGCCCCAGCCAGUGCCCAGUGUCACGCUGCAGCCCUAGCCAGUGCUCAGUGUCACACUGUAGUUCCAGCCAGUGCCCAGUGCUACACUGCAGCCCCAGCCAGUGCCCAGUGUCACACUGUAGCCCCAGCCAGUGCCCAGUGCUGCACUGCAAUCCCAUAACAAAGGCAGAAAAGUGA
Messenger RNA from Myotis myotis, 1023 nucleotides. RefSeq names its product skin secretory protein xP2-like. Lineage: Eukaryota; Metazoa; Chordata; Mammalia; Chiroptera; Vespertilionidae. The transcript has 2 exons. The coding region runs from base 1 to 1023 and encodes 340 amino acids. The record is from RefSeq and is a predicted model, not a curated record.